AUGCCGGGAGAGCUGCGAGCCGAGAUGGAGCGUAAACUGAUAGAAAAUCCGAUGAGAGACGAAGCCUUUUUCCAAAUGAGUUUUGAUGAGUUCUCGCGCAAAACAUAUGGUCCUCGCAAACAGAUUGAUCGCCAAAACAAUCUGAGACAAGAACAAUUUCCAAGACAACAUCAAUUUAUGGCACAACAACAAGCUCGCGCGGAAUCCCACCAUCAAUAUUAUCAUGGCAGGGCAUCUCAACGUGACCAAAUUGGCACGGUCCCUGCCAAUCAGAAUUUCCUCCAUCAUCGCCCGGCUGUUACCGAUAAACAAGACAUGCCUGCCGAUCAACAGAGAGUCUUGUUUCCGCAGGCCCAGGCUAGGGCUACCAAGGACCAGAAUAGCUACUACCAUCAUCGUAGCUGCGAAUAUUGA
Messenger RNA from Penicillium concentricum, 414 nucleotides. RefSeq lists its product as uncharacterized. The transcript has a single exon. The coding region runs from base 1 to 414 and encodes 137 amino acids. NCBI's taxonomy places the organism in Eukaryota, Fungi, Ascomycota, Eurotiomycetes, Eurotiales, Aspergillaceae. The record is from RefSeq and is a predicted model, not a curated record.